GUUAUUUCACUCCAUUGGUUCCAGCAACCCCCGUUCUCCCAUUACCAUUACCAUUACCAUUACAACCUUCAUAUCAGUCAUUCCACCCUUGGAUCGGUAGGUGGUUCAUUGCUCUGCCUCAACCCAACUGGCCUUUGCUUCCAAGUUCCAACCAACGGUUCAUUUAUAUUAUUCUUUUCUUCUUGUAUACUUUCCCUGGGAUUCUUUGGAAUCGUAUCAUCUGGUAACCUUUUUCUUCUCUUUCUCUUAUGGUGGUUUUUGGAUUUAUAAAAACAUAGCGUUUAGGCUUUUAGAUUCAUUUGUGUUUUGGUGCUGUGGAGAUGCAUGGGGUGUUGAUAUUUUGAGUGUAGGCAAAGUUCAUAAUAUUGAUGUUGGGAUCCUUGGGGGCGUUUUCCAUCCAUUUCCACCAAAAUUGCAGGGAGGGUUUUGCUUCAAAUGAAAAGGCCUUAAUAUGCAUUCUUAGUAUUAGUAUUCUUCACCUCCUCCUUGUACUUUCUCUUGGAUUCUAGUGGUUCUCUCUUUCAUAUCAGUUGUGCUUUGAAACAUUCAAAGCAGAUUGGGAUCAGUGAGAAAAUGGGAGGAGAUAUCAACCAGAAGCUGCUAACAGAGACUACUAAGAACGAAGAGGAAGAAGUGCUAUUUAAAGAAAGAUUAUGGACCGAGAUGAAGAAAUUGUGGAUUGUGGCUGGUCCUGCAAUUUUCACCCGGUUUUCAACCUUUGGUGUCACUGUAAUCAGUCAAGCUUUUGUUGGUCAUCUUGGUCCUACUGAACUUGCUGCCUUUUCCCUUUGUUUCACUGUCCUUUUGAGGUUUGGCAAUGGCGUUCUGCUUGGUAUGGCCAGUGCAUUGGAAACACUGUGUGGUCAAGCAUUUGGAGCAAAACAAUACCAUAUGCUUGGGAUAUACCUUCAAAGAUCAUGGAUAGUUUUGUUUGCAACUGCCCUCUGUCUCCUUCCUAUAUAUAUCUUCACUACCCCAAUUCUGAUAGCUUUAGGCCAGGAUAAAAUUAUAGCAACGGUGGCAGGAUAUAUCAGUUAUUGGUUCAUCGGGAUCGUGUUUUCGUUCAUUGUAUCCUUCACUUGCCAGAUGUUCCUGCAAGCACAGAGCAAGAAUAUGAUUAUUGCAUACUUAGCUGCAUUCUCUAUUGGAAUCCACAUCUGUCUUUCAUGGCUUUUGACUGUGAAACUCAAGUACGGCCUUUCCGGGGCUUUACUAUCAACGAUUUUGGCCUAUUGGAUACCAAAUAUAGGUCAGCUUUUGUUUGUUACAUGUGGAGGUUGUAAAGAUACAUGGAAGGGUUUCUCAAUGUUAGCUUUCAAAGAUCUAAUGCCUGUUGUAAAGCUAUCUUUGUCAUCUGGUGCUAUGCUUUGUCUUGAGCUUUGGUACAACACAAUCUUGGUUCUUCUAACUGGAAACUUGAAAAAUGCUCAGGUUGCAAUUGAUGCUCUUGCCAUUUGUCUCAAUAUUAAUGGAUGGGAAAUGAUGAUAUCGCUAGGUUUCUUGGCUGCAGCAAGUGUUAGGGUGUCGAAUGAGCUUGGAAGAGGAAGCUCCAAAGGUGCCAAGUUCUCAAUUAUGACCACAACGCUUACAUCAUUUUGCAUUGGAUGUGUGCUAUUUGUGCUCUUCUUAUUUCUUAGGGGACGUUUAGCAUACAUAUUCACAGAAAGUGAAGAAGUGGCUAACGCAGUUGCGGAUUUGUCUCCAUUGUUGGCUUGCUCCAUACUUCUAAACAGUGUUCAACCUGUCCUCUCUGGAGUUGCUGUUGGCGCUGGAUGGCAAAGCAUUGUAGCAUGGGUUAACAUUGCUUCCUACUAUUUAGUUGGCAUUCCAAUUGGUGUUGUUCUCGGAUACGUAUUCAAAAUGGAAGUCAAGGGUGUUUGGGUUGGCAUGUUGCUGGGAACACUUCUUCAAACUGUUACACUUAUUAUUAUCACCUGGAAAACUGAUUGGGAUAAGCAGGUUCUCUUGGCUCGUUCACGAGUUAAUAAGUGGUUUGUACCAGAAUCCCGGGAAACAAACGGCAACCAAGAAAAUGGUGCUUGAAGGGGUCAAUCUUGUUAUUCUUCCUAAUGGACUUAUAUUUUUUUGUUGCUAUAUAUCAUUUCUUGAAACCAUCGGCGCAUCUGCGUUAGGAUUUUGAUUUCCCAUGAUUUUUAAGAAAAGUUUUGGUGCCA
Messenger RNA from Gossypium raimondii (Peruvian cotton), 2174 nucleotides. Its product is annotated as protein DETOXIFICATION 21. Bases 574 to 2043 code for a protein of 489 amino acids. Gene Ontology annotation, biological process: xenobiotic detoxification by transmembrane export across the plasma membrane. Gene Ontology annotation, molecular function: antiporter activity; xenobiotic transmembrane transporter activity. Gene Ontology annotation, cellular component: membrane. The transcript is spliced from 9 exons. The record is from RefSeq and is a predicted model, not a curated record. NCBI's taxonomy places the organism in Eukaryota, Viridiplantae, Streptophyta, Magnoliopsida, Malvales, Malvaceae.